Messenger RNA from Hyposmocoma kahamanoa, 2261 nucleotides. RefSeq lists its product as uncharacterized. The coding region runs from base 195 to 2261 and encodes 688 amino acids. The record is from RefSeq and is a predicted model, not a curated record. Lineage: Eukaryota; Metazoa; Arthropoda; Insecta; Lepidoptera; Cosmopterigidae. The transcript has 4 exons.
GUAGCCUUUGCAUAAAACAAUCCGCCAUAAAACUAAAAAUUUUUUGUAAAAUUUCAAAUAUGAGUUGAGUGUAAUGUUGCUACAAUUUCAUCGUAAACGAACUCGUAAAAUGUAAAAUGUGAAGACGCGUAAAUAAGAAAACGAGAUAUACCUUAUUUACCUAUAUACCUUAUAUUAUAGGUAAUUAAGUAGAGAUGGAGAAAGAAGAUCAAGAACAAAAUUUAAGAUAUCAACAGAAGUUCGUUGCGAAUGUCGAUAGCCAAUCAUUAUUUGUGUACUUUUUUAACUAUUUGAAACUAAUUAAAUUGAUGAUUUCGAAAUUUGAUACAUAUACAGACCAAAGUAAAAUAAAUUUAAGCAACCUAGCUGGAAGACAAAAUUGUGACGAUCUCCGAGAAAUAGAAAUUCAAACAAAACUAGAUAAAAACAUUUCGCCCAGAAUGGAGGUUAUAGAAACAAAAUUAUUAUCGUCUGAGGACAAGAUCAGGAACCAGAAAGCAGCAGGACGACCAGCAAAUGCUAAACAAGUUAAUGAUAUCGUGGAACAAAAAGCUGCUUUGAUACUAAACCCCAGAUUCGAUAUAGCGGGUUUAGUUUGCUCAAAGUAUAUAAAUAGUAGGGACUCAUGCUUAGUGAGCCCCAUGGUCAAUUCCGAUUUCAUUGACAGUAGUAACUCAUGCGCAGAAAAGCAAGCGCCCACAAGGCCCACGUCCGAAUGCCACUUACUAAACCUGACGAAGACGGAUCUAACAUCAAAUUACGUCAGUUGCAAGAAAAUUUUUAACUCUGAAGACGCCAUUACUCUUAAGUUGGGUACACUAAUACAAAGUAUGAUGAGAAAUGUUCUAAAUAUAACCCAAGAUGUUAACAGUAGUGAGGUUUCAAUAGAAGGAUUUGCAGUUACAAUGUCGAUAGACAUUAGGAAACACAAGCAAGGUAUAGAUUCAAUUGAAUUGAACGAUAAAAUUAGUAGUAUUACGAAACAGUUGGCUGUCCAGUUUAAAGAAGGAUUACCAACCAUUGCAAACAUACAAGAUUUAAACACGAUUAUAACGAAUCGUAUAGAACAACAACCACAAGACGAAGUACUUCAUGACGAUCGAUUGUUAGUUGUUGAAGAAGAACAAGAUAUGUUUAGUUUGUUAGAUGGAGUUUGUUCAGACGACACAUUAACUUUAGAAAAUAUAACAUCGGUAAUCGACUUGACUUGUUGUGACACAUUAGAAAAUAUAACAUCGGUAAUCGGCUUGACUUGUUGUGACGAAUUGAACAAAGAAGAAUUAAAGAUAACAAGUACAACUAACAUGGAAAACGUACAACAAGACGAAAUAUUUUAUGUUGAUAAAUUGCGAGCUGUUGCGGAAGAAGAAAUGUUAAGUUUAGUCAAUGGAGAUUUUUCAGGUAACGCAUUAACUUUAGAAAAUGGAACACCAGUAGUCGACUUGGCAUGUAAUAAAGAAUUCAACAAAGAAGAAUUAAAAGCAAUGAAGGCAACUGCUAUCGAAGAACUACGAAGACAAAACGAAUUACUUCAUAGCGAUCAAUUGCCAGCUGUUAAUAAAGAAGAAGAAAUAUCAAGAGUUGCUGAUAGAAUGUGCUCAAAUGAUAUAUCGAUUGUAGAAAAUAGAAUAUUAAUACAAAACUUGCAAUGGAAUGAAUUACUUUUUGAUGAUAAAAAAGAAAUUUCAACAUUUAAGUUUAAAAAAAUGGUAACUAAGGAUUUGAAUAAUGAAUUAAAAGAAAUGGAAAAUACUGAAUUGAAUAAUGAAUUAUUAGAAAUUGUAAAUAGUGAAUUAACGCAAUUGGCAACUAUUGAAGAAAAUACCGAAUUACCUGAAAUCAAAAACGACUGCAGUAGAUAUGCAGUUUCUGCAAAAGAAGUUCAGCAGAUAUUUUGUCCCGAAACUGGCAUAGUUGAAUCUUGUACAACUUACGAAGAUAGUAUACAUUAUAGCAAUAACACUAACAUCCAGAGUCGAAGUGAUCUCGUCUCGACAUAUAGCACUUUGCUGGAUGAGAAGACAAAUGCCGCUACAUCGUACUUGCGUUUGGACUGGUAUGACGAGCUCCAAAGAAAAGACGUAGCUGUUGGAGAAUCAAAGUUCGAGCUGCAGUCUGACAUCUCAAAACUCAAACUAAGCGGCAUGUACAGUUCCCGUAAUAACACCUGCCCCACAAAUUCGAAAAGGUUAGCUAGCUCAGCUUUGUGCAAGGCCUCUGCCCUUAGCGCUGGUUUCCAGCUGGAGCCUAAGAGGAGAUAG